This is a messenger RNA of Psammomys obesus (fat sand rat), 310 nucleotides long. Its product is annotated as pre-mRNA-splicing factor SYF1-like. The transcript has 2 exons. Gene Ontology annotation, molecular function: protein binding. The annotation marks the transcript as partial. The record is from RefSeq and is a predicted model, not a curated record. Gene Ontology annotation, biological process: generation of catalytic spliceosome for first transesterification step; mRNA splicing, via spliceosome. Gene Ontology annotation, cellular component: post-mRNA release spliceosomal complex; U2-type catalytic step 2 spliceosome; Prp19 complex. Lineage: Eukaryota; Metazoa; Chordata; Mammalia; Rodentia; Muridae.
CUGUGGCACGAGCUGUGCGACCUCAUCUCGCAGAACCCCGACAAGGUGCAGUCCCUCAACGUGGACGCCAUCAUCCGCGGGGGCCUCACGCGCUUCACGGACCAGCUGGGCAAGCUGUGGUGCUCGCUGGCCGACUACUACAUCCGCAGCGGCCAUUUUGAGAAGGCCCGGGACGUGUACGAGGAGGCCGUGCGCACCGUGAUGACCGUGCGCGACUUCACGCAGGUCUUCGACAGCUACGCGCAGUUCGAGGAGAGCAUGAUCGCCGCCAAGAUGGAGACGGCGUCGGAGCUGGGGCGGGAGGAGGAGG